AUGAGCGUUGCGCUCUUUGACUAUGCCCUCGGUGUUCAGGAGAUAUUGGGUCAUGAGGCCAUCGUUUUUUACAGCGAUAGCCACAGCGAUCCGGCGGUCGUCGAAAAAUUCCGCAAAUCAUUGCAACUGGUGCCAGUCCCGCUGGAACAGGAUGGGCGUAAAGUCAGCGACCCAUUCAAGCUGGAUUUUUGCUACUUCAUCCGUGACGGGCGCAACCGGCCCCUGAAUAUCAGCGCCGACCGGAUCGGUGUCCACGCGGUUUUCCGGCAUUUCGAACCUCAUGGCGAUGUUUAUGCCUAUGUCUCAGACUGGCUUUCGAACUGGAUGACAGCUGGUCGAGCUCCGGCCGUGCCUCAUAUCGUGGACUUGCCGGCAGCGAACGCGGACUUGCGCUCCGAACUCGGAAUUCCGGACGAUGCAUUUGUUGUUGGACGUUAUGGCGGUUAUGACCAGUUCAAUAUUCCAUUUGUUCACGAAGCCGUCGCCGAGGCGCUCGACCGCAGGUCAAAUCUGCACUUCCUUUUCGUCAACACGGAAAAAUUUCUUGAUCAUCCACGCGCCCUGUUUCUGCCACCGGUUGUCAAUCCGAUGGAAAAGUCCCGGUUCAUCAACAGCUGUGACGUUGGCCUGAACGCAAAGAAAAUUGGUGAGAGCUUUGGGCUGGCGAUCGCCGAGUUUCUGAACUUCGGCAAACCUGUCUUCAGCUGGGCAGGGGGGAUGGACCAGAACCAUGUCUUUCUCACUCCCGAGCAUGAUUGGAACUACCACACACGCAGGGAUCUUCUUCACCUUCUGACAGACUAUGCCCCCAACCCGAUGGAUAGCGAUCUUGCCAGCCGGUCAGUCGAUCCCUACAGGCCGGAAGCAGUGAUGAAGCGAUUUGACAGCGCCUUUCUGUCCGGAACCUAUUCGGCGGAAGACUUGCGUCUGCCGGCGAGUUUCAAGGCGAAACGAUAUCUGCAGGAAAAGAUCCUGCGGGCAAAAUUCAGGCUCUGGAAAAGCAUGUAA
This is a messenger RNA of Effrenium voratum, 1008 nucleotides long. NCBI's taxonomy places the organism in Eukaryota, Dinophyceae, Suessiales, Symbiodiniaceae. The record is from the annotation of a GenBank genome assembly.